AUGGCCGGUGUUAUCAACGACUCCGAGGAACAACGAUUUUUGGACAGGAUUCGUUGUAUCACAUAUCGUGACAUACGGGAUGAAAUGAUUGCAAGAACAGGAGACUCAUUUAUCACUCGUCAAUGGAUUUCAGAAAAACUGCAUCGGGACGAAAGUUGGGUACGACGAACUUGGAAUAAAACUACUGAAGAAUGUUACACACAAUUUGGAAGUGGUCGACCGAAGAUACUCUCCGAGGAGAGCAAAGACAUUAUCGCUUCUGCAAGUGGUAUUACGGGCAGUAGCUCUCGAAACGUUGCAAGAGAGAUUUUAGAGAAAACAGGACAGCGCGUGAGUGGUGAAACUGUCCGUCGCGAACGUCAUCGGCAGGGAUUAAAGCCUUUCCAUGUGAUUGCAAUACUAUUGAAGACAAAUACCCAUAUUGAAGAUCGGAAAUGGCUUGCACAUUUUGUUGCCAAUUGGACUGAAGAAGAUUUUCUUCAUAUGGCACCGUCGGAUGAGUUUUAUGUUUAUGUGAUCAGAAAACCGAAUCACCAAAAUGAUAGAGUUUGGGCAAAAAUAUCGAAGACAUUAGCAACGAGGAAAGAUAUCGUGAAAUGGUUCAGAACGCGGCAUGUGUCGGAAUCUUCGUGA
Molecule: messenger RNA, 633 nt
Organism: Didymodactylos carnosus
Lineage: Eukaryota; Metazoa; Rotifera; Eurotatoria; Philodinida; Philodinidae
Source: the annotation of a GenBank genome assembly